Molecule: messenger RNA, 1286 nt
Organism: Cornus florida
Lineage: Eukaryota; Viridiplantae; Streptophyta; Magnoliopsida; Cornales; Cornaceae
Product: short-chain dehydrogenase TIC 32 B, chloroplastic
Exons: 8
Coding region: 64-1077 (337 amino acids)
Source: RefSeq, a predicted model, not a curated record
UUUUGUACCAUAUUUUUCAAUGCAGUUGCGUGUGGUUGCUCUAAAAAAAUUGUAUCUGGCCACAUGAAGGAAACACUGAGAUACCUAGCAGGUCUUGCAGGCCCAAGUGGUUAUGGAUCAAGAACAACAGCUGAGCAAGUUGCUGAAGAUUGUUCUUGCUUAAUCUCUUCUCAAAAUCUUACUGCAAUUGUCACUGGCGCGACGUCAGGGAUUGGGGCUGAAACAGCAAGAGUACUAGCAAAGAGAGGUGUGAGGAUCGUAAUUCCGGCGAGGGACCUAAAGAAGGCUGCUCAGGUAAAGGAGGCUAUACAGAAGGAGAGUCCACAGGCUCAGAUUUUGUUGCUGGAGAUUGAUCUAAGCUCAUUUGCUUCUAUCAAGAGAUUUUGUUCUGACUUCUUAUCUCUAGGACUGCCCCUUAAUAUCCUCAUAAACAAUGCUGGGAAAUUCUCACAAAAGAUGGAGUUCUCUGAGGAAAAAAUUGAGAUGACUUUUGCUACUAAUUACUUAGGUCCUUUUCUACUAACAGAAAUGCUGUUGGAGAAAAUGGUGGAGACCGCGGCGAAAACCGGCAUUGAAGGAAGAAUAAUCAAUGUUUCUUCUGUAAUCCACAGCUGGGUGAAAAGAGAUGGUUUCUGUUUCAACCAAAUGCUCAACCCAAAGAAUUAUAAUGGCACUCACGCAUAUGCACAAUCAAAAUUGGCUAACAUAUUGCAUGUCAAGGAACUGGCAAGACAGCUCAAGGCAAGAAAUGCAAGAGUAAUUAUCAAUGCAGUGCACCCUGGAGUUGUGAAGACUGGUAUUAUCAGAGAUCACAAAGGCCUUAUCACAGAUUCUCUGUUUUUCAUUGCAUCCAAGUUGCUGAAAUCAACAUCACAGGGUGCAUCAACCACAUGCUAUGUGGGUCUAAGCCCAGAAAUAGAAGGAAUGAGUGGGAAGUACUUUGCAGACUGUAAUGAAAGUCACUGCUCAGCCCUAGCAAAUGAUGAAUCUGAAGCACAAAAGCUUUGGAGGCAGACUCGUGCUUUGGUCUGCAGAAGAUUACAUCAACCUGUAAUUCACAAUGUUUGUUCUAUAUAGUUGUAGUGUAGUCAUGUGUAUAUAAUAUAUACAUAUAUAUAUAAUUAUUAUUUAUAUGUUUAAUUACAAAUUAAUAUCCACUUGUGACCAGAAUAAUCUAGUACUAGUCCUAGCAGAUUGCUGCAACCACUUGACAAUAAAGAGACCAUAAUUAGCAAAACAUCCCCUCUUGCCUUUUCAUUUUAACAAAUUUAACCAUUGAUAAUGUA